This is a messenger RNA of Ornithodoros turicata, 1560 nucleotides long. Its product is annotated as protein SYS1 homolog. Gene Ontology annotation, cellular component: Golgi membrane; trans-Golgi network. The record is from RefSeq and is a predicted model, not a curated record. Bases 875 to 1345 code for a protein of 156 amino acids. Gene Ontology annotation, biological process: Golgi to endosome transport; Golgi to plasma membrane protein transport; protein localization to Golgi apparatus. Lineage: Eukaryota; Metazoa; Arthropoda; Arachnida; Ixodida; Argasidae. The transcript is spliced from 4 exons.
UUGCUAUCCCGCACCAGGUCGUUACGUGACGCGCAUCAUGGGAUCGUCUCCGAUUCCUUCGUUGGCUGUUAAUGACACUCUUGUCAACUGUCUAAUUAUGAUAAAUUGUGAAUACAAAAGAUUGUCAGUUCGCUUUCAGAUAUGCUGUUGAAGUUCAGGAUUCGAGUCAGAGGUGGUAUGAUGUCCAUCAAGUGGACAAAGUAGUUCCACAGUCUGGAUCUCGUGAGUGUAGAAGCGUGAGUAACACUAGGGUCUCCAGCCGAGUGCCCAACGAAUAAUUGAUGGUACGGGUAUGCCACAGUAAACGAUGCAAGAUAAUAUUGCAAAAAUUCCUGGAGAGAUGGAAGAAAAGUGUAGCACUGUGCAAUCUGGCUUGACGCACCAAUGAUAUGUGUGUUUCCUGACAUGAUCAUGUUGGACCACGCACUUAGCGGCAAGUGUAGUCUGCUGAGGGCUGCGAAACCCAAUCACAUUCUGUCUCUCUGCCAGCGAUGUCAUAUACAUACAUAGAGCUUUUCUCGAUUUCAGCGCUAUAUCUUUCUGCCUUGUAAUCAGGAGUUAAGGUGCCGUACAGGAUUCAAAUUUGAUUACACGGAGCCUCCCUAGACGCAGUGUCACAUUUAUUGUGUGUAAUAAUAAUUAUAAUAAAAUAAUCCACAUCCUUAGAAGAGUAGUGAUGCACGUUGCAAACUGAGCGUGUUGUUGAACAUGGUCACAUCUUUGAUCACCAUGUAACGUGCUCGUACAAGCAAUUUGACCUUAGCACAUGUGCUGUGGACUUCUCAUACAUUCUGCACCACAGGGAAGGAUGUGAACACAGUACAAGGCACAUCCCAAGCGUCCUUUGUCACGGCAGGAAGCUAGAUUCUGAGAAAUGGCUGGUCACUUCCGAUAUUCUGUGUGGGACCCACUUUUAAUCGUGGCACAAAUUCUGACAUUGCAAAGCAUCUUCUACCUGGGUCUUGGUUUCUGGAUAUGCUUUUUUGACACUGUCACUGGACAGUUCCUGUCAUUAGACCAGGUCUUUGCAUAUGAGGCAAUACACAUGAGAGACAUGCGAGGAAGAUGCGUUCUGGGAUCGUACAUCAUAAAUUCCCUCCUUGGCUCUGUGGGGCUAUGGUACUUUGUUCAAAGGACGAAGCAGUGCCUGGAUUUCUCGAGCACAGUCCACUUCUUCCACUUACUCACCUGCUGGGCCUAUAAUGGUGCUUUCCCCCACACUCUGUCAUGGUGGCUGCUGAACAUGGUGUGUGUGACUGUAAUGUGUGUUUGUGGAGAGUUCCUGUGCAUACGGACAGAGAUGAAAGCCAUUCCAUUGAGCCUGGGUCCUAAGGCAGACUUAUGAUAGAGCAAGCCACCUUGCUCAUUUAUUUAUUGUGCACUCGAGAUGAGUCAUAUUCUAUAGCUUUGUGCACACUAGCGUGCAAGCAUUAUGCAGAAAUUUGCAUAAUUGUAAUAUUUAUUUGUGCGUCUUGAUUGCAUAGAAGUGUUGCUUUACAUUCAAGACACAUGGCCAUAUAUUAGAGCUACAUCAAUUGUGAAUAAAUGAAGUAUAAGACA